GGCCUUUGCCCUCUUCUAAAUGGCUAGUUUAAUACAAGUCUAAUUUGCAAAAACAGGUUAAAAAAAAAAAAAUCUCUGAUCUUAUAAUCCUUGUGCUUCUCUCAAUCCACAUGUCCAUGGAGUUUGAGGUGAUGCAUGUAGCUGGAAUACAGGACUGCUUCGUUCGGGAUAUAUUUUCAAAGGCAGCUGCUGCAGCACCGUGUCUCCUCUUUUUUGAUGAAUUUGAUUCCAUUGCCCCUAAAAGAAGGCAUGAUAAUACUGGAGUAACUGAUCGAGUUGUUAAUCAAGUUGUAGACCAGAUCUACUUGAUGCGGCAUUGUUGGGACCAGGGAGGCUUGAUUGGCUUCUCUUUUGUGAUUUUCCAUCUCAAGCAUGAAAGGCUAGAUAUUCUAACAGUUCUCUCUAGGAAGCUACCAUUGGUCGGUGAUGUCGAUUUAGACACCAUAGCAAACAUGACAGAAGGAUUCGGUGGAGCUGAUCUCCAGGCUCUUCUCUCAGGUGCACAACUUGCCGUGGUCCAUAAACAUUUGAACAGAAAAAAUAGCAAUGAGACUGGAAAACUGCUAUUGAUAACUGAUGCUCUGUUGAAGUCCACUGCUUCCAAGGCAAGACCUUCAGUUUCUGAGUCUGAGAAACAGAGACUCUAUGGCAUCUAUAGCCAGUUUUUGGAUUCAAAGAGAUUCGUUGCUGCGCGGACACUUUUUCUGCUUAGUUGUUUGUCUUUGAUGAAAUUGAAAUGGAACUCUUUUUUGAAAGCAGUAGACCAGAUCUACUUGAUGCGGCAUUGUUGGGACCAGGGAGGCUUGAUUGGCUUCUCUUUUGUGAUUUUCCAUCUCAAGCAUGAAAGGCUAGAUAUUCUAACAGUUCUCUCUAGGAAGCUACCAUUGGUCGGUGAUGUCGAUUUAGACACCAUAGCAAACAUGACAGAAGGAUUCGGUGGAGCUGAUCUCCAGGCUCUUCUCUCAGGUGCACAACUUACCGUGGUCCAUGAACAUUUGAACAGAAAAAAUAGCAAUGAGACUGGAAAACUGCUAUUGAUAACUGAUGCUCUGUUGAAGUCCACUGCUUCCAAGGCAAGACCUUCAGUUUCUGAGUCUGAGAAACAGAGACUCUAUGGCAUCUAUAGCCAGUUUUUGGAUUCAAAGAGAUUCGUUGCUGCGCGGGAUGCAAAAGGCAAGCAGGCAACUCUGGCAUGAUCUGGAAUUAACCCAAUUUGUACAAUACAAAAAGCUACUCUAUUUUUCUUCUUUUUAAAAAUUCAUAUUGGUUAUCUAUUCCAGGAAAUUAUACAAGUAAAAAUAUGGAUAAAAUCUUCAUAUUAUAUGAAAUAAAUUUCAUCUGAAGAU
Messenger RNA from Rubroshorea leprosula, 1346 nucleotides. The record is from the annotation of a GenBank genome assembly. Lineage: Eukaryota; Viridiplantae; Streptophyta; Magnoliopsida; Malvales; Dipterocarpaceae.